AUGGCUUUCCCGCGAGAUACGACUCUUGACACGAAGUUCAGGAAAGAUGUUCCUAGCAACAUGUCGUCAAGUUCCAAUGCCCAAGUCCGCCCGGCGCAGGACUUGGGCCACAGGUCUACCAAAUCUGAUCAUGUACUCUCCGGUCAGGACUCACAGUCCCCCACCGCUUCUACCAAAUACGACUUCUUCCCUAGAGAGAAAAGUCAUCACAAGUCGGCCAAGUCCCUUUCUGAACCGCCUAUGGUUUACAUACCAUCCAACGAUCGCCCGCUCCCGCCUUACGACUCCGAUUCCUCCGGAGCCACAACCCCUUGCCCACCGCCCGAGGUGCCGUAUCACGUCUUUUCGAAGAACGAGAAAUGGAUGGUUAUUGUGAUCAUUGGAGUCGCUGGCUUGUUCUCGGGCCUCUCCUCCAACAUCUACUUUCCGUCUUUGAACGCUAUUGCACAGGAUCUGAAUGUUAGUUUGAACAUGGUUUCUCUGACCAUAACUUCGUACUUGAUCAUCCAAGGAAUCUCCCCUCUGAUUUGGGGCUCGAUUUCCGAUGUUCUUGGACGUCGGCCUAUCUACAUCGCUUCGUUCGCAGUAUACAUCGUCUCAAACAUUGCUUUGAGUUUCUCUCCAAGCUUCACGAUAUUACUUGUGUUCAGGGGUCUGCAAGCAGCUGGAAGUGCAUCGACUGUCAGUAUUGGAAAUGGUGUUAUCCAGGACAUCUCCCCGUCUUCGGAAAGAGGUGGCUUCAUCAGCUUCUACCAAGCGAUCCGAAAUUUCAGUAUCGCAGUCGGUCCCGUCCUUGGAGGGCUCUUGUCCAACUUCCUCGGGUUUCGUUCGAUAUUCGUCUUCCUCCUCAUCAUCUCGACGAUCACUCUUGCAGUCAUUGUUGUGUUCCUCCCCGAGACGAUGCGAAGUAUCGCCGGCAAUGGCUCCAUUCAACAGAACGGGAUAUACAAGCCUUUGGUGUGGUACAUCACCGGGGAGCCCACUUACACUCAGCCGAGUCAUGAAACAACAAAGCCCAAGAAAAGAAUUACUCUUGCGACAUUUUUGGAGCCCUUGAGGCUACUAGUUCAGAAAGACAUUCUCAUCAACCUUGUCUUUGGAGGCGUCAUCUAUGCUAUUUGGAGUAUGGUAACAUCAAGCACAAGCGGUCUCUUCAAGACAAGCUUUGGCUUGAGCGAACUUCAGAUCGGUCUUUGCUUUCUUCCAAAUGGUAUCGGCACCAUUGUGGGCUCUACUAUUGUUGGCAAGCUCAUGAACAAGGACUUUGCAGCUUUCGAGGCCGCAUAUAAGUCUGCGCGAAACAUACCGUCAGCAAAGAAGCUAUCGUCCAAGGACGUGCCCGCAGAUUUCCCCAUCGAACGAGCCCGUUUGAUGCGCCUCCCAUGGAUCGUAGUCAUCUUCACCAUCACCACAGCAGCUUACGGUUUCACCUUGGCAUACCCCUCGAUCACAAGCCUGGGCGGUUGGGUUGCGGUCCCGCUGGUCCUGCAGUUCUUCAUCGCGGCUACCAGUAACGCUGUUUUCGCGCUCAACCAGACCCUGGUGUCUGAUCUCUGCCCGGGCAAGGGUGCGAGCGCUACUGCCAUCAACAACCUGGUACGGUGCAGUCUCGGUGCUAUUGGCGUUGCUUUCAUUGAGCAGAUGAUUGCCCUCACGGGCGUGGGGCCGACGUUCUUAGGCCUGGCGCUGAUCACUGUGUCAAUGACGCCGCUCGCGGUGAUCCAUUGGAAUUACGGUCAUCAAUGGAGGGCUGAGCGUAUGAUGGCCAAGGAGGAGAAUGAGAAGAAGAAAAUGGGAACAAAAGUUUGA
Colletotrichum karsti is the source of this 1809-nucleotide messenger RNA. Its product is annotated as major facilitator superfamily transporter. Gene Ontology annotation, biological process: transmembrane transport. The record is from RefSeq and is a predicted model, not a curated record. The transcript is spliced from 5 exons. The coding region runs from base 1 to 1809 and encodes 602 amino acids. Lineage: Eukaryota; Fungi; Ascomycota; Sordariomycetes; Glomerellales; Glomerellaceae. Gene Ontology annotation, molecular function: transmembrane transporter activity.